UGAUCCACAGCAGAAUCCACGAGCGUGAAAGAAACACGGAGCCAUGUCCGCGGAGGGAGGAGAAGAGGACGAGGUCCAGUUCCUGAGGACCGACGAUGAGGUGGUGCUACAGUGCUCGGCAACGAUCCAUAAGGAGCAACAGAAACUGUGUUUGGCUGCCGAAGGCUUCGGAAACAGACUCUGCUUCCUCGAGUCUAUCUCCAACUCCAAGAAUGUGCCUCCAGAUCUUUCCAUCUGCACCUUCGUCCUGGAGCAGUCGCUGUCAGUGCGAGCGCUUCAGGAGAUGCUGGCCAACACUGAGGAGAAGGCUGACGGGCAUGUAGAUGUGGAGAUCUGGACGGCUCAGGGUGGCGGUCAUCGUACCUUGCUGUAUGGACACGCUGUCCUGCUGAGACACUCGUACAGUGGAAUGUACCUCUGCUGUCUGUCCACCUCCCGCUCGUCCACAGACAAACUGGCUUUUGAUGUUGGACUGCAGGAGGACACCACAGGCGAGGCGUGCUGGUGGACCAUCCAUCCAGCAUCAAAGCAGCGUUCAGAGGGAGAGAAGGUCAGAGUGGGAGAUGAUCUCAUCCUGGUCAGCGUCUCCUCUGAAAGAUACCUGCAUCUCUCCUACGGCAACAGCAGCCUCCACGUGGACGCAGCGUUCCAGCAGACGCUGUGGAGCGUCGCCCCCAUCUGUUCUGGAAGUGAAGUCGCACAAGGUUUCCUCAUCGGUGGCGACGUCCUGCGUCUCCUUCACGGCCACAUGGACGAGUGUUUGACCGUUCCAUCUGGAGAACAUGGAGACGAGCAGAGGAGGACGGUUCACUAUGAGGGCGGAGCCGUUUCUAGCCACGCCCGCUCCCUGUGGCGGCUGGAGACACUGCGGGUCGUGUGGAGCGGGAGCCACAUCCGCUGGGGUCAACCGUUCAGACUGAGACACGUGACCACGGGGAAGUACCUGAGUCUCAUUGAGGACAAGUCUCUGCUGCUGAUGGACAAGGAGAAAGCCGACGUCAAGUCCACGGCAUUCUGCUUCAGGUCGUCCAAGGAAAAGUUGGACCCCGGCGUGAAGAAGGAGGUGGACGGCAUGGGCGUCCCCGACAUCAAAUACGGCGACUCGGUGUGUUACGUCCAGCACGUGGACACGUGUCUGUGGCUCACGUACCAGACGGUCGACGCCAAGUGUGCUCGCAUGGGCGGAGUCCAGAGGAAGGCGAUCAUGCAUCACGAGGGUCACAUGGACGACGGGCUGACGCUGUCGCGCUCGCAACACGAGGAGAGUCGCACGGCCAGAGUCAUUCGCAGCACGGUGUUUCUGUUCAACCUCUUUAUCAGGGGUCUGGACACGCUGAGGAAAAAGGGGCGGGGCUCCACCUUAGAUCUGCCAAUCGACUCGGUCAGCCUGAGUCUGCAGGACCUGAUCGGCUACUUCCAACCACCCGGAGAUCACCUGGAACACGAGGACAAGCAGAACCGACUGAGAGCACUGAAGAACCGACAGAACCUGUUUCAGGAGGAGGGCAUGAUCAGCCUGGUGCUGGAGUGCAUCGACCGCCUCCACGUCUACAGCAGUGCCGCUCACUUUGCUGAGGUCGUGGGACGAGAAGCAGGAGAAGCCUGGAGCUCCAUCCUCAACUCCCUCUACCAGCUGCUGGCUGCACUGAUCAGAGGAAACAGGAAGAACUGUGCUCAGUUCUCGGGGUCUCUGGACUGGCUCAUCAGCAGACUGGAGCGGCUGGAGGCUUCUUCUGGGAUCCUGGAGGUUCUUCACUGUGUGCUGGUGGAAAGUCCUGAAGCGCUGAACAUCAUCAAAGAAGGACACAUCAAGUCCAUCAUCUCUCUGCUGGACAAACAUGGACGCAACCACAAGGUCCUGGAUGUGUUGUGUUCUCUGUGUGUGUGUCACGGUGUCGCCGUUCGAUCGAACCAGAACCUGAUCUGUGACAAUCUGCUGCCAGGACGAGACCUGCUGCUGCAGACCCGGCUCGUCAGCCACGUCAGCAGCAUGCGUCCAAACAUCUUCCUGGGCGUCAGUGAAGGCUCCGCCCAGUACAGGAAGUGGUACUAUGAAAUGAUCGUGGACCAGGCGCUGCCCUUUGUCACAGCGGAGUCCACUCACCUGAGAGUGGGCUGGGCCAACACCAGCGGCUACGCCCCCUACCCCAGCGGCGGGGAGGGGUGGGGCGGCAAUGGCGUUGGCGACGACCUUUACUCGUACGGCUUUGACGGACUUCACCUGUGGUCAGGCUGCAUCGCUCGGACCGUUAGCUCGCCGAAUCAUCACGUGUUGCGGUCAGAGGACGUGGUGAGCUGCUGCCUGGACCUCAGCGUGCCCAGCAUCUCCUUCAGGAUCAACGGACAGCCGGUCCAGGGCAUGUUUGAGAACUUCAACUCUGAAGGCCUCUUCUUCCCCGUGGUCAGCUUCUCUGCCGGAGUCAAGGUGCGUUUCCUCCUUGGCGGUCGUCAUGGCGAGUUCAAGUUCCUCCCUCCCCCGGGUUACGCCCCUUGCUACGAGGCAGUGCUGCCCAGGGAGAAGCUGAAGCUGGAGGCGAGUCAAGAUCAGACGGCAGCCAGAGAGCUGCUGGGACCCACGGUCACCCUGAGCCAGGCAGCGUUCACACCCACACCUGUGGACACCAGCCAGAUCGUGUUGCCUCCUCACCUGGAGAGGAUCAGGGAGAAACUGGCAGAAAACAUCCAUGAACUGUGGGUGAUGAACAAGAUAGAACUGGGCUGGACUUAUGGUGCCGUGCGAGAUGAUAACAAGCGGCAGCACCCGUGUCUGGUCGAGUUCUCCAAGCUUCCUGAGCAGGAACGGAGCUACAACCUGCAGAUGUCGCUGGAGACUCUCAAGACUCUCCUGGCUCUGGGUUGCCAUGUCGGCCUCGCAGACGAACAUGCGGUCGAGAAAGUCAGGAGGAUGAAACUGUCGCCGACCUACGAGUUGUCCAGCGGUUACAAACCUGCUCCUCUGGACCUGGGUCACAUCAAACUGACCUCCACCCAGGAGGCCAUGGUGGACAAACUGGCUGAGAACGCACACAACGUGUGGGCGAGAGACCGCAUCCAUCAGGGCUGGACCUACGGCAUCCAGCAGGACGUUAAGAAUCGUAGGAACCCCCGUCUGGUUCCGUAUAUUCUGCUGGACGAGAGGACCAAGAAGUCCAACAAGGAUAGUCUCCGUGAGGCUGUCAGGACUCUGCUGGGAUACGGUUACAACCUUGAAGCUCCUGACCAGGACCAUGCAGCUCAGGCUGACCUGAACAACAUCUCCGCCGAGAGGUUCCGCAUCUUCAGAGCAGAGAAAACCUACUGUGUUAACGCAGGGAAGUGGUAUUUUGAGCUGGAGGUCUUGACGGCGGGAGAGAUGAGGGUGGGCUGGGCCAGUCCAGGCUGCCUCCCAGACCAGGAGCUGGGGUCUGAUGACCAGGCCUUCGUCUUUGAUGGAUUCAAGGUCCAGCGAUGGCACCAGGGUAACGAGCACUUUGGGCGGGCGUGGCAGACGGGCGACGUGGUCGGGUGCAUGGUGGAUCUGAACGAGCACACCAUGAUGUUCACACUGAACGGAGAAGUGCUGCUGGACGACUCGGGCUCUGAACUCGCCUUCAAGGACUUUGAAGCUGGUGAAGGGUUCAUCCCGGUGUGCAGUCUGGGCGUGGGUCAGGUGGGGAGGAUGAACUUUGGGAAAGACGUCAGCACGCUGAAGUACUUCACCAUCUGCGGUCUGCAGGAAGGCUAUGAGCCAUUCGCUGUCAACAUGAACCGCGACGUGACCAUGUGGCUCAGCAAGAGGCUUCCUCAGUUUGUGCCGGUUCCUCCGAAUCACCAGCACAUUGAGGUGGUGAGGAUCGAUGGCACGGUGGAGCUGUUUCCGUGCCUUAAGGUCACGCAGAGGUCGUUUGGCUCUCAGAACAGUCACACGGACAUCACCUUCUACAGACUGAGCAUGCCCAUCGAGUGUUCUGAGUCCUUCUCCAGGUCCAGGCCUAACAGUGGCCUCUUCUCACCAAAGAGGGAGCUGGAGGACUUUGAGACCGUCUCAGACUUCGAGGUCCUGAUGAAGUCACCUCAUGGUCCCAGUGGACCCAACGGACCCGAUAGGGACGAGUUCAACAACCACAAGGAUUACAACCAGGAGAAGCCAUCCAAACUGAAGCAACGGUUCACACUGAAGAGAAACAAACCGGACAACAGCUGUCCGACGUCCGCACGGCUGUCGGAGGAAGUGAUGGCCGACGACAGAGACGACUACGACUUCCUGUUUCAAGCCUCCACGGUGAAGUCUCACUAUUACUACUCCGUGCGGAUCUUUCCGGGUCAGGAGCCGAGCAGCGUCUGGGUCGGCUGGGUCACCUCCGACUUCCAUCAGUACGACACGGGGUUCGAGCUGCACAAGGUCCGCACCGUCACCGUGACCCUGGGAGACGAGAAGGGCAAAGUCCACGAGAGUAUUAAGCGCAGUAACUGUUACAUGGUGUGGGCCGGAGAGAGCAGCAGUCCCGGUCAGGGGAGGAACAACAACGGCUUAGAGAUCGGAUGUUUGGUGGACACAACAAACGGACUUUUGACGUUCACAGCGAACGGCAAAGAACUCAGCACAUAUUAUCAGGUGGAGCCCAGCACUAAACUGUUUCCCGCCGUCUUCGCCAAAGCCACGAGCCCCAAUGUCUUCCAGUUUGAACUGGGGCGAAUGAAGAACGUGAUGCCUCUGUCAGCCGGUCUGUUCAAGAGCGAGAGGAAGAACUCUGUCCCUCAGUGUCCUCCACGUCUCCACGUCCAGUUCCUCACACCAGUUUUAUGGAGUCGAGUUCCCAACCACUUCCUCAAGGUGUCAGCGUCCAGAGUAAACGACAGACACGGCUGGUUGGUGGAGUGUAAACGACCUCUGCAGUUCAUGUCCCUGCACAUACCUGAGGAGAACAGGUCGAUGGACGUCCUGGAACUGUCCGAACGCAGAGACUUAUUAAAGUUCCACUACCACACCCUCAGACUGUACUCUGCCAUCUGUGCGCUGGGAAACAACCGCGUGGCUCACGCUCUGUGUUCACAUGUGGACGAAGCACAGCUGCUGCAGGCCAUCGAGAACAAGUACAUGCCAGGUUUGCUCCGCGCUGGUUACUACGACACCCUGAUCGACAUCCACCUGAGCAGCUACGCCACGGCGCGCCUCAUGAUGAACAACGAGUACAUCGUGCCCAUGACGGACGAAACCAAGAGCAUCACGCUGUUCCCCGACGACGAGAAGAAGCAUGGGCUGCCCGGCAUCGGUCUCAGCACCUCGCUGCGACCCAGAAUGCACUUCUCGUCGCCGAGCUUCGUCUGCGGCGCCGGCUCGUUGUAUCGUAACCACAACAACGGCGGCUCAGGUGACUGCUUCCAGUACAGCCCCGAGUUUCCCUUAGAGAUCCUGAAGGUCAAGACCAUCGAGAUGCUGACGGAGGCGGUGCGCGAGGGAAGCAUGCACGUGCGGGAUCCCAUAGGGGGCAGCACCGAGUUCCUGUUCGUGCCCCUCAUCAAGCUCUUCUACACCAUGCUCAUCAUGGGCGUUUUCCAGAACGGAGACCUGAAGAACAUCCUGCAGCUCAUCGAGCCGUUCGUCUUCUCCGAGAGUCGGGACGGCGGUCACGUGACGCAGAAGGAGGCGGAGAGCGAGGGAGGUGUGGACGGGGGGAGGAGCCUGCCCAAAGAAGGACUGUUACAGAUGAAGCUGCCGGAACCUGUGAAGCUUCAGAUGUGUCACGUGCUGCAGUACCUGUGCGACUGUCAGGUGCGUCACCGCAUCGAGGCGGUCGUCGCCUUCUCCGAUGACUUUGUGGCGAGUCUCCAGGAGAACCAGCGCUUCCGCUACAACGAGGUGAUGCUGGCGCUCAACAUGUCGGCGGCGCUGACCGCCAAGAAGACCAAAGAGUUCAGGUCGCCGCCACAGGAGCAGAUCAACAUGCUGCUGAAUUUCAAGGAGGAGAAGCAGGAGUGUCCCUGUGCCGAGGACAUCCGAGAACAGCUGCUGGACUUCCACGAGGACCUGAUGAGACACUGUGGUAUAGAGUUGGACGAGGACAGAGGUUUGGACAGUGACAGUGACUUCACCAUACGCGGCCGUCUCCUGUCGCUGGUGGAGAAGGUGUCCUACCUGAAGAAGAAGAUGGCCAACCUGUCCAACGAGAAGAAAGACCGGAAACCCAGUACGCUGCAGCAGCUCAUUUCAGACACGAUGGUCCGCUGGGCUCAGGAGUCGGUUAUCGAGGACCCAGAACUGGUCCGAGCCAUGUUUGUCCUGCUGCACCGUCAGUAUGACGGCAUCGGCGGACUGGUCCGGGCUCUUCCCAAGACCUACACCAUAAAUUCAGUUUCCAUCGAGGACACCAUCCACCUGCUGGCAGCUCUGGGUCAGAUCAGAUCUCUGCUGAGUGUGCGCAUGGGAAGAGAGGAGGAGAAGCUAAUGAUCCGAGGGCUGGGAGACAUCAUGAACAACAAAGUCUUCUACCAGCAUCCGAACCUGAUGAGAGCUCUGGGGAUGCAUGAGACCGUCAUGGAGGUCAUGGUCAACGUGCUCAGUGGAGGAGACUCAAAGGAAAUAACGUUCCCUAAAAUGGUGGCCAACUGUUGUCGCUUUCUCUGUUACUUCUGCCGAAUCAGCCGUCAGAACCAGAAGGCCAUGUUUGACCAUCUCAGCUACCUACUGGAGAACAGCAGCGUCGGCCUCGCUUCUCCAUCCAUGCGAGGUUCUACUCCUCUGGAUGUGGCGGCAGCGUCGGUCAUGGACAACAACGAGUUGGCUCUGGCUCUGAGAGAACCCGACCUGGAGAAGGUGGUUCAGUACCUGGCCGGCUGUGGUCUGCAGAGCUGUGUGAUGCUGGUACGUAAAGGAUACCCUGACAUUGGCUGGAAUCCUGUGGAGGGCGAACGCUACCUGGACUUCCUGCGAUUUGCCGUCUUUUGCAACGGUGAAAGCGUGGAGGAGAACGCCAACGUCGUGGUGAGGCUUCUGAUUCGUCGGCCAGAAUGUUUCGGACCCGCGCUUCGUGGCGAAGGCGGCGACGGGUUGCUCGCGGCGAUGAAGGAAGCCAUUAAGAUUUCAGAGGAUUCGACCAGGGACGGUCCUUCACCAACGUCUGAGAGCAGCAAGACACUCAGUGACAUGGAGGAAGAGGAGGACGACACCAUCCACAUGGGAAAUGCCAUCAUGACCUUCUACGCUGCUCUCAUUGACCUGUUGGGGCGCUGUGCUCCAGAGAUGCACCUGAUCCAUGCAGGUAAAGGUGAAGCGAUCCGUAUCCGAGCCAUCCUCCGGUCCCUCAUCCCCAUUGAAGACCUGGUGGGAGUCAUCAGUAUUCCAUUCUCCAUGCCCAGUCUGGCUAAAGAUGGGAUGGUGGUGGAGCCCGACAUGUCCGCCGGGUUUUGUCCGGACCAUAAAGCAGCCAUGGUUCUGUUCCUGGACCGAGUCUAUGGUAUAGAAGACCAGAAUUUCCUGCUCCACUUGCUGGAAGUGGGAUUCUUACCAGACCUGAGAGCUGCAGCCUCACUGGACACCGUGGCUCUCAGUGCCACAGACAUGGCCCUGGCCCUCAACAGGUACCUGUGCACGGCCGUGCUGCCUCUCCUCACCAAGUGUGCGCCGCUGUUUGCUGGCACGGAGCCGUUCGCCUCGCUGAUCGAUUCCCUCCUGCACACGGUUUACCGUCUGUCCAAGGGCUGCUGCCUCACCAAGGCCCAGAGGGACGCCAUCGAGGAGUGCCUGCUGGCCGUGUGUGGGAAGCUGAGACCCUCCAUGAUGCAGCAUCUGCUGAGGAGGCUGGUGUUCGACGUUCCUCUGCUCAAUGAACACACGAAGAUGCCUCUGAAGCUGCUGACCAAUCAUUACGAGCGCUGUUGGAAGUAUUACUGUCUGGUCGGAGGUUGGGGUAACUUUGGAGCUGCGUCAGAUGAAGAACUUCAUCUCUCCAGGAAACUGUUCUGGGGGAUUUUUGACGCUCUGUCGCACAAGCGUUACGACCAGGAGCUGUUUAAGCUGGCGUUGCCGUGUCUCAGCGCUGUGGCGGGCGCUCUGCCUCCGGACUACAUGGAGUCCAACUACAUGGCCAUGAUGGAGAAACAGUCGUCCAUGGACUCGGAGGGAAACUUCACUCCUCAGCCGGCCGACACCACCAACGUGACCGUACCUGAGAAGCUGGACUACAUCAUCAGCAGAUACGCAGAGCACAACCACGAGAAGUGGUGCAUCGAAAAGUUUUCCAACGGCUGGUCGUACGGUGAGCAGCUGUGUGACAUCAGCAAGUGUCACCCUCUACUGAAGCCGUACAAAGGCCUGAGCGAGAAGGAUAAGGAGUUGUACUGCUGGUCGGUCAGAGAGUCUCUUAAGACCAUGCUGUCGUGGGGCUGGAGCAUCGACAGGAUCAGAGACGGAGACCCGGCCAGUCUCCACAACAAGUCCAGACGCAUAUCACAGGCCAGCCAGUUGUCUUUUGAGGGAAAUCCCGCCUUUAGCCCACGACCCAUCGAUAUGAGCAACGUCACACUGUCCAGAGACAUGCAGUCGAUGGCCGAACUGCUCGCAGAGAAUUAUCAUAACAUCUGGGCCAGGAAGAAGAAAACAGAGCUGGAAGCCAAAGGUGGAGGAAAUCACCCGCUCCUGGUUCCGUACGACACACUGACGGCCAAAGAGAAAUCCAAAGACCGAGAAAAGGCACAAGACAUCCUCAAGUUCCUGCAGAUCAACGGUUACACCGUGUCCAGAGGAGUGAAAUCCCAGGAGCUGGACACUCCGGCCAUCGAGAAGCGAUUCGCCUACACGUUCCUGCAGCAGCUCAUCACAUAUGUGGACCAGGCUCAUCAGCACAUGAUGGAGUUUGACGCAGGACCGAGACUGAAGGGAGAAAAUGUUCCUCACGAGCAGCAGAUCAAGUUCUUUGGGAAGGUGGUUUUGCCGCUGGUGGAUCAAUACUUUAAAAACCACCGCCUGUACUUCCUGUCCACGGCAAUUCACCCUAUCAGCAGCGGCGGCCAUGCCUCCAACAAGGAGAAGGAGAUGGUGACGAGUCUUUUCUGCAAACUGGGAGUUCUUGUCAGACAUAGGAUUUCCUUGUUUGGUAACAACGCCACGUCUAUUGUCAACUGUCUGCAGAUACUAGGACAAAGUCUGGACGCCAGGACGGUGAUGAAGACUGGCCUGGAGUCGGUGAAGGUGGCUCUGCGCUCGUUCUUCGACAGCGCGGCAGAGGAUCUGGAGAAGACACAGGAGAACCUGAAGCUCGGCCAGUUCACUCACAGCCGAGAGCAGCCGAGAGGCGUCACCCAGAUCAUCAACUACACCACGUUCGCCCUCCUGCCUGUCCUGUCCUCGCUGUUCGAACACAUCGGGCAGAACAUGUUCGGAGAAGACCUCAUACUGGACGAUGUCCAGGUGUCCUGCUACAGAAUCCUCAACAGUCUUUACUUACUGGGAACCAACAAAAGCAUCUACGUAGAAAGACAGCGGCCGGCGUUAGGAAAGUGUCUCGCCGCCUUCUCUGCGGCGUUCCCCGUCGCCUUUCUGGAGCCUCACAUCAACAAGUUCAACAGCUUCUCCAUCUACAACAGCAAAGGAACCAAAGACAGAGGCGCUCUCGGUCUUCCGGGACACGUCGGAGAAGUCUGUGCUGUGAUUCCAAACCUGGACAAGUCCCUGGAGGAGAUCAUGGAGCUGGCAGAGUCUGGUUUGAGAUACACUCAAAUGCCUCAUGUCAUGGAGGUGGUGCUGCCCAUGUUGUGCAGCUACAUGUCUCACUGGUGGGAACACGGACCUGAGAACCACGUGGACACAUGUGACAGCUGCUGCACCGCGGUGACGUCCGAGCACAUGAACUCUCUGCUGGGGAACAUCCUCAAGAUCAUCUACAAUAACCUGGGCAUCGACGAGGGAGCGUGGAUGAAAAGACUCGCCGUUUUCUCUCAGCCAAUCAUCAGCAAGGCCAACGCUCAGCUGCUCAAGACUCAUUUCCUGCCUCUGAUGGAGAAACUGAAAAAAAAAGCCGCGGUCGUGUUGAUGGACGAGGAGCACAGCAAAGCUGAGGGGAGGGGCGAGAUGUCGGAGACGGAGCUUCUCAUCAUGGACCAGUUCACCGUCCUGGUCAGAGACCUUUACGCCUUCUACCCGCUCCUCAUUCGCUUUGUUGACUACAACAGGGCUCGGUGGCUGAAAGAGUCCAACCCCGGGGCUGAGGAACUGUUCCGCAUGGUGGCCGAGGUUUUCAUCUUCUGGGCCAAGUCUCACAACUUCAAGAGGGAGGAGCAGAACUUUGUGGUUCAGAAUGAGAUCAACAACAUGUCUUUCCUCAUCACCGACACCAAGUGUAAGAUGUCAAAGGGAAUCGUUUCCGACCAGGAGCGGAAGAAGAUGAAGAGGAAGGGGGAUCGCUACUCAAUGCAGACGAGUCUGAUCGUGGCGACUCUGAAGCGCCUCCUGCCUGUCGGACUCAACAUGUGCGCACCCGGAGAACAGGAGCUCAUCACGCUGGCCAAGAACCGCUUCACUCAGAAAGACACGGAGGACGAAGUCCGUGACAUCAUCAGGAACAAUCUGCAUUUACACGGAAAGCUGGAAGACCCUGCGAUCCGUUGGCAGAUGGCUCUGUACAGAGACUUUCCUAAUCACUGUGAUGCCGCCGCAGACCCAGAGAAGACUGUGGAGCGAGUCCUGGACAUCGCUCACGUCCUCUUCCACCUCGACCAGGUGGAACACCCUCAGCGCAGUAAAAAAGCAGUGUGGCACAAACUUCUGUCGAAACAGAGGAAGCGAGCAGUGGUCGCCUGCUUCAGGAUGGCGCCGCUCUAUAACCUGCCCAGGCACCGAGCUGUGAACCUGUUCCUUCAGGGCUAUGACAAGUCCUGGAUCGAGGCAGAGGAGCACUACUUUGAAGAUAAACUCAUCGAAGACCUGGCUAAACCCGGUGAACAGGAGCCGCCUGAGGACGAGGAGGGCAUGAAGCACAUCGAUCCACUGCAUCAGCUCAUCCAGCUGUUCAGCAGAACAGCGCUCACGGAGAAGUGUAAACUGGAUGAAGAUAAUCUGUACAUGGCUUACGCCGACAUCAUGGCGAAGAGCUGCCACGAUGAAGAAGAUGAAGAUGGAGAAGUGAAGAGUUUUGAGGAGAAGGAGAUGGAGAAGCAGAAGCUGUUGUAUCAACAGGCUCGGCUUCACGACCGCGGCGCCGCUGAGAUGGUUCUCCAGACCAUCAGCGCCAGCAAGGGUGAGAUGGGUCCCAUGGUGGCAUCCACGCUGAAGCUGGGCAUCGCAAUCCUUAAUGGCGGAAACUCGACCGUACAGCAGAAAAUGUUGGAUUAUCUGAAAAACAAGAAGGACGUAGGAUUUUUUCAGAGCCUGGCUGGUCUCAUGCAGUCAUGCAGUGUCCUGGAUCUAAAUGCCUUUGAGAGACAGAACAAAGCUGAAGGACUGGGGAUGGUGACAGAGGAGGGAUCAGUCAUCAGUCAUGAGCGUGGUGAGAAGGUCAUGCAGGAUGAUGAGUUCACCUGUGACCUUUUCCGCUUCCUGCAGCUGCUCUGUGAAGGACACAACUCAGACUUCCAGAACUACUUAAGGACACAAACGGGAAACAACACGACUGUGAACAUCAUCAUCUCUACUGUCGACUAUCUCCUCAGAGUACAGGAGUCCAUCAGUGAUUUCUACUGGUAUUACUCUGGGAAGGACGUUAUUGAUGAGCAGGGACAGAGGAAUUUCUCUAAGGCCAUAAAUGUGGCCAAGCAGGUUUUCAACACUCUCACUGAGUACAUCCAGGGUCCGUGCACGGGUAACCAGCAGAGUUUGGCUCACAGUCGUCUGUGGGACGCCGUGGUUGGUUUUCUCCACGUCUUCGCUCAUAUGCAGAUGAAACUGUCUCAGGACUCCAGUCAGAUCGAUUUGUUGAAGGAGCUGAUGGAUCUGCAGAAAGACAUGGUGGUCAUGCUGUUGUCUAUGCUGGAAGGUAACGUGGUGAACGGGACAAUUGGGAAGCAGAUGGUGGACAUGUUGGUGGAGUCGUCCAACAAUGUGGAGAUGAUCCUCAAGUUCUUUGACAUGUUCCUUAAGCUUAAAGAUCUGACCUCCUCUGAUGCCUUCAAGGAGUACGAUCCUGAUGGGAAAGGUGUCAUCUCAAAGAGGGACUUCCACAAAGCCAUGGAGAGCCACAAACACUACACCCAGUCAGAGACCGAGUUCCUGCUCUCCUGUGCUGAGACCGAUGAGAACGAAUUAGUGGACUAUGAAGAAUUUGUGGAGCGCUUUCAUGAACCCGCUAAGGAUAUUGGCUUUAACGUGGCGGUUCUGCUGACCAACCUGUCGGAGCACAUGCCUCAUGACACUCGUCUGCAGACGUUCUUGGAGCUGGCAGAGAGCGUCCUCAACUACUUCCAACCCUACCUGGGCCGGAUUGAGAUCAUGGGCAGCGCCAAACGCAUUGAGCGGGUUUACUUCGAGAUCAGCGAGUCCAGUAGGACGCAGUGGGAGAAACCUCAGGUCAAAGAAUCCAAGCGUCAGUUCAUCUUUGACGUGGUGAAUGAGGGAGGGGAGAAGGAGAAGAUGGAGCUGUUUGUGAACUUCUGCGAGGACACCAUCUUUGAAAUGCAGCUGGCCGCGCAGAUGUCCGACGCAGGCGAGCGCUCGGCGGUGAAGGAGGAGAGCGAGCGGGAGAAACUGGACGAGGAGAAUCCUGACCUGGGCUUUUUCUCUGUCACCACUGUGUGCAUGGCUCUGUUAGCUCUGCGCUACAACGUCAUGAUGCUGAUAAAGGUGCUGUCCAUGAAGAGCCUGAAGAAGCAGAUGAAGAAGAUAAAGAAUAUGACGGUGAAGGACAUGGUUACCACACUGGUGUCCGUAUACUGGUCUGUGUUACUGGGACUCCUCCAUGUGGCCUUCAGUGUGGCACGAGGAUUCUGCCGAAUCUUCUACAACACCUUCAUGGGCGGCAAUCUGGUAGAGGGCGCCAAGACCAUCAAGGUGUCAGAGCUGCUCGCCAACAUGCCUGACCCCACCCAGGACGAGGUGCGAGGGGAAGGGGAGGACAGGGAGAAGAGACCGUCUGACCGGAGCUCAGCAAAAGAGGACCUGGCCGACCUGGCAGUCAACACCAGUGAGACGGAGCUGCUGUCGGACAUCUUUGGCCUGGACUUAAGAAGAGAGGGAGGCCAGUACAAGAUCACACCCCAUAACCCCAAUGCUAGUCUGACCGAACUGCUCAACUCCCCCGUUACCUCGCCAACUACACCAACAGCGCCGCCACCUGAGCUCAGACGCAGGCAUCAGUCAAAAGGAUCUUCCUCCGAGGAGAAGGAAUCGGUACCAGAGCCUGAAUGUGACCCCGAGAAAACAUCAGCGGCGGAACACGAGGAGGAACCAGAGAAACAACCGAAGAGCGAGAAAGUGAAGCCAAAAGUGAGGAGACUUCACAAGUCAAAGUCUGACGAGCCAGAUCUGCAGGAGUCUGCUUUCUUCAAGAAGAUCAUCGCCUACCAGAGGAAACUGCUGAACUACUUUGCCAGGAACUUCUACAACAUGAGGAUGUUGGCCCUGUUUGUUGCGUUUGCAAUCAACUUCAUCCUCUUAUUCUAUAAGGUGUCCACGUCCUCCUCUGUGGUUGAGGACAGAGACACCGUGUUCACCGGCAGCCAGCCCGGCAGCAGUGUUCAGUGGAGUCCACUGGGAGGAGCAGACGUGGUGGAGGCGAAGGAGGAGGUGGUGGAGGAGACGGGGGAGACGCACAAACCCAUGACCGUCAGGUUUGUCCUGGAGGAGAGCAGCGGGUACAUGGAGCCCAUGUUACGAAUCCUGGCCAUCCUGCACACGGUCAUCUCCUUCUUCUGUAUCAUCGGAUACUACUGUCUGAAGGUGCCUCUGGUGAUCUUUAAGCGGGAGAAGGAAGUGGCCAGGAAGCUGGAGUUUGACGGUCUUUACAUCACAGAACAACCAUCUGAGGACGACAUCAAAGGACAGUGGGACAGACUGGUCAUCAACACACAAUCUUUCCCAAACAACUACUGGGACAAGUUUGUGAAGAGGAAGGUCAUGGACAAAUAUGGCGAGUUCUACGGACACGACCGCAUCAGCGAGCUGCUGGGGAUGGACAAGGCCGCGCUGGACUUCAGUGACGCUCACAAGAAGAGAAAACCCAGGAGAGACAGCUCACUGGCUGCUGUUUUGAACUCCAUCGACGUCAAAUACCAGAUCUGGAAACUGGGCGUCGUCUUCACAGAUAAUUCCUUCCUGUAUCUGGCCUGGUACAUGACCAUGUCCAUCCUCGGCCACUACAACAACUUCUUCUUCGCUGCUCAUCUGCUCGACAUCGCCAUGGGCUUCAAGACGCUCAGAACCAUCCUGUCGUCCGUCACGCACAACGGCAAACAGCUGGUGUUGACCGUCGGCCUGUUAGCCGUGGUCGUUUACCUCUACACGGUCGUGGCCUUCAACUUCUUCAGGAAGUUCUACAACAAGAGCGAAGACGGAGAACUGCCCGACAUGAAGUGUGACGACAUGCUGACGUGCUACAUGUUCCACAUGUACGUCGGCGUCAGAGCCGGCGGAGGCAUCGGCGACCAGAUCGAAGACCCGGCGGGCGACGAGUACGAGAUCUACCGCAUCAUCUUUGACAUCACCUUCUUCUUCUUUGUCAUCGUCAUCCUGCUGGCCAUCAUCCAGGGCUUGAUCAUCGAUGCGUUUGGAGAACUGAGAGAUCAACAGGAACAAGUGAAAGAGGACAUGGAGACCAAAUGUUUCAUCUGUGGAAUCGGGAACGAUUACUUCGACACGGUCCCACACGGCUUUGAGACGCACACGCUACAGGAGCACAAUUUAGCUAAUUACCUAUUCUUUGUGAUGUAUCUCAUCAACAAAGAUGAAACAGAGCACACAGGACAGGAGUCUUACGUAUGGAAGAUGUAUCAGGAACGUUGCUGGGAAUUCUUCCCCGCCGGCGACUGUUUCCGGAAACAGUACGAGGAUCAGCUCAACUGAUCUGUCGUUGGUGGAGCAGCAGAUUUCUGAGUCACUCCGCCUUCCUGCUGCUUCCCACUCAAACAUUUCCUCAUAAAACUCCCUGUUCUAUCAAACAACAGGUUCAACAGCCUUCAUCCCAGCUCGUCUUCAUCCAGACCGUCCAGCCUCUGUCCCCCAACACGUCCAGCACACUUUGUUCGGAAUGCUUCUAAGACGUUGUACAGAGAAAAAUCGCAGAUCGUAUUCUGUACAAUAGAUUCUGACUUCUUUGCUUUAUCUUCUUUCACAGUAUCAAGCAAAAUAAAAACAAAAAACGGACAGAGGAGAGCGGAUUCACGACGAAGCAAGGACACUUCCCUGAAGGACACACAGGGACGUUAGACGGAGGACAUUUUAGGACUUUUAAUGUGUAAAAUGCACGUUUGCAUGUGGGUUCAGGCAGCGGACGCGUGGACGACUCUGCGACAAAUCUGACCCUGAAGAGAACAUGAAGGUCGUGGCCUGAGACGAAGACGCGACGUCUUGAUUCAACUCUGCCAAAGCUUCUCUCGGUUUGUGCUACGCUAACGUGACGGUUCUGCGACGUAAUAAUCGAACCGGAAACGCAGCCUCAAGAGUUGAAUCGAUGCACACUCACAAUCUGAGCUCCACGAUUGUUUGUUAGCAACACAAUUUAGUUGCCGACGAGCUGAGAGUGACCUGAAAUCCUUCGUUAUCUUCUGUUUUUAAAGAUCAAAUGAAUAAAGGAUUAAAUCUCCCCCCUGAAACAAAGUGGUUUAAUCCACGAUUAACGUCCUAGCAAAGUCCAGUUCCAUCGUAGCGUAGCCCGCUAAUAUCGUGGGUGGGACUUUUUAUCUUUCACGAAUGCUACGUAACUAGGGCUAACUCGGUACGUUUGUCAGUCACAUGACAAAAACACACAAAAAAACAAAAAAAGCAAUACCAAAGCAGCAAAAAAAACCGGAAUAUUUGUGCGCGAUCGUUAGCUUAGCAUCGAAGGAGGACGACAGAUGAACGGGUGAAAGAUGAAGGAAAACGGGUGGAGGAGGAAACAGUGCCUUAAUAAGACAAGAAUGAGCUAUGCAUGACGUCGGAGGAGCCAGAGCCAGGAACGCUAGCUAUAGCUUCAGUUGAACAUAAUACUCGAGGAAAAUGACGUUAUUCUAUUGAUCGCGGCUUUUCCACCCCAUGGCAGAGGGAAAAUGGCCGCCGUCUGAAUGUAGUGAGUGGUGAAAUAAUAAAGUUUAAAUAUUACUACUGUUACGUUUGUUAAAUCGAGUGCUAUGCGAUCGCUAGGCUCGGUGAACACACACACACAUAUAUGCAGUCGUAGCUAAAUCAAAGUCAAUGUGAUCCAACAGUCGUGUAAUAAUAAUAAACAACGUACAUAAUAACGUUGCGUCGUAUAUUUAGCGCGACUGGAGAAGCCAGAUCGUAAACAACCCGGCGACUCCACUCUUGCGGCUAGUGUUAAUGCUAACUGUGUUCGAUUGCAUGAAUCAAGGAGCCAAGACGUCUUUCAGAAGUGAAUAGCAAUUUUUAUGCCCCGCCCUCUCUCCGCACAUACGGCAAAGGUAAAUUUGUCCGACAUCAGGGCGCUGGAAGAUUCUCCCGACCCAUAUUUAGUCCAGACUUCGCCAUUUUCACAAACGUAACAUUUUCACUCAUGUAUUCCAAACGACGCAAAAUGUAUGUUGAAAUAAUCGCAUCUUAAUUCAGUUUGUCCAACGUUUUUGACACAACAUUGGACGCUGGAAGAUUGUGCCAGACGCUGUCUGGCGACUGAAGCUAAUGACAAGAACUUCUAUCUUUGCGGGAUCACCGAUGCGAUGCAUAAUAAGUUUGUCGUUUUACGACGCUUCCACUGCGCCAUUUUUAUGAUGAACUUUGUCCCAGUUAGCUUGGUGCGAGGACGCAGCAGUUAAGAGUCGACUCUGAGGAUCGGAAACCUCAUCGUCUGCUUCAGAACGCGAGUUUUCCAUUAGCUCGUUAGACCGUCAAACCACGAAGGCACGAGAGAAUUAAGAUUAAAGACAAAAGUUUUUUUUCCUUUAAUUAAAGGUCCAAUAUGCAAAAAAAAAAUUAGCACCCACGCCUUGGAGCUAGCAUGUCAAGACCCAAACAAAAAAUAUCGUGACUGUUAAUGCAGGUAAGCAAUCGUGCCAUUUUUACGUGUUCAUCAUUUUAAAAUAACGUCCAGUUCACGAAAAAGAAGGGCUAGCUAUGAUGCCGGCUCGCAGAGCUCUUUAUUGCAGAAAUCCAGAGAGUCGCCUUUAGCUGGAUUCUUCGUACGACUUCCAGCCGUCUUGUUUUUACUUGUGACAAGUUUAAACCCAUUUGAACGUACCAUCUUUAUGUUUUUCCCUGACGGUACUCAAAAAUAUUGCGUAUUGGACCUUUAAAGAAAGUUCGGACUGGGUACGAUCCGUGUCGGGAUUAAUGCACAAAUGAACAAAUGUUGAUAAUACAGAGAAAAAAAACAACUAAAUAAUUUAAUUUAUUUAAAGAAUAAUUAUUACUGGACGCUAGUUUAUGUAGUUUUUUUUUUUCUUGUUUUAACAAAGUUUUUUCUCAGUUACAGGAAGUGUGUGCGUGCGUGUGUGUGUGAGUGUGUGUGUGUGUGUUCAGAGGUUUUCUGUUCAAUAAUCUGAUGCAAUAGUUUCUCUUUUUUGUAUGAAAACUUAGAUAAAAAAAGAUGCCACUGCAUGUUUAUUUACGCGGGUUUAAUGAAAUUAAAUUAAAAUAUAAUAAACAAAUAAAAUAAAAUCUUAAAUCCACAAAACUUCACCCAUUCAACUGUUUACGGCGCAACCGUUUUCAUAUGAAUUCAGAUUUCUGAGAUGUUGUGUUUUUCGCUGUUGUUGGGAAAACUUUGUGGCUCCUCAGAUUAAUUUUGCUGCAUCUCAUAAUAAUAAUAAUUUAAAAAAAGGUUACAAUAUUUUGUUUUAAAAUC
This is a messenger RNA of Solea senegalensis (Senegalese sole), 17900 nucleotides long. It is a transcript of the gene ryr2a, whose product is annotated as ryanodine receptor 2a (cardiac). Gene Ontology annotation, biological process: intracellular calcium ion homeostasis; calcium ion transmembrane transport. The transcript is spliced from 116 exons. NCBI's taxonomy places the organism in Eukaryota, Metazoa, Chordata, Actinopteri, Pleuronectiformes, Soleidae. Gene Ontology annotation, molecular function: ryanodine-sensitive calcium-release channel activity; protein binding; calcium ion binding. Gene Ontology annotation, cellular component: sarcoplasmic reticulum membrane; calcium channel complex; sarcolemma. Bases 44 to 14965 code for a protein of 4973 amino acids. The record is from RefSeq and is a predicted model, not a curated record.